Cannabis sativa is the source of this 1098-nucleotide messenger RNA. RefSeq lists its product as uncharacterized. The transcript has 7 exons. Gene Ontology annotation, cellular component: ribosome; mitochondrion. Lineage: Eukaryota; Viridiplantae; Streptophyta; Magnoliopsida; Rosales; Cannabaceae. The record is from RefSeq and is a predicted model, not a curated record. Gene Ontology annotation, molecular function: structural constituent of ribosome; RNA binding. The coding region runs from base 293 to 772 and encodes 159 amino acids. Gene Ontology annotation, biological process: translation.
AAAAUUAGUAGAAAGCUAAUUCCUUACCAACAAAAGUCCAUUUUGCCCUUAUCAAUUUUUGUCCAAGAAGUUCCAACGCCUGGCCAGGCCUAACUAAUCGAAGACAAAUACCCUAAUUCUUUAGAAUUACUUCAGUAGCCCAAGUCUCUCACCCCGCCCCCUAACAGCCUCGCCGGCCACUACCGUUCAUCACCCUCUGACACGGUCACUCUCUUGCUCUCAACCGGCGCCGCUACUAUAUCCUCGUAGUAUACUGUUUGAUACAUUCGACCUGCAUUUCGGGUGUCAAAAUAUGGGUUGGAAAGCAGCUGAAAAGCUUAUUAGACAUUGGAGGAUCCUCAGAGGUGAUAAUGUGAUGGUAAUCAGGGGUAAAGAUAAAGGAGAGACUGGUGUUGUUAAGCGUGUUGUUCGUUCUCAAAAUCGUGUAAUUGUCGAAGGCAAGAAUCUGGUUAAGAAGCAUAUCAAGCAAGGUCAGGGUCAUGAAGGUGGGAUCUUUACGGUUGAAGCUCCUCUUCAUGUUUCAAAUGUUCAAGUUAUUGAUCCAGUCACAGGGAAGCCUUGUAAAGUUGGGAUUAAGUAUCUUGAAGAUGGAACCAAAGUAAGAGUAUCCAGAGGCCUGGGUGCAUCAGGAUCCAUUAUUCCUCGACCUGAGAUAUUGAAAAUAAGGACUACGCCAAGGCCUACAGUUGCUGGUCCCAAGGAUACCCCAAUGGAUGUUGUGAUGGAGAAGACUUAUGAUGCAAAAACAGGACGAGGCAUGCCUGAUCUUUGAAAGAAUUACAUUCUUAUAUAGUUUUGUCAUUGAAUGGAACCAGGGCGAAGAUGUUGCAGAAAAGUGGCCAUCUCAAAUCUCAGUUGUCGCCAAGUUACAAUUUCAGUUCUUCUAAAUUUGUACUCUGCUUCUUUAUGCCUAUUAUUUAGUGUUGAUGUUCCAGACAAGUGAAUAAUCAGAUUGCCAAUUUGUUCUCUGACCUUUUAUGGUUCGAAACGCUACUUUCACUUGCAUAUGUGCCUUUACUACGCAGUGUGUUCAGUAUAUUAUUUAUUUAUUCGACCAUAUGUCAUCAGAAAAGAUAGCAGAGUGUAGCUUUGUUUGCA